This is a messenger RNA of Aricia agestis (brown argus), 1948 nucleotides long. It is a transcript of the gene Ids, whose product is annotated as iduronate 2-sulfatase. The transcript is spliced from 4 exons. Bases 215 to 1738 code for a protein of 507 amino acids. Gene Ontology annotation, molecular function: iduronate-2-sulfatase activity. The record is from RefSeq and is a predicted model, not a curated record. Lineage: Eukaryota; Metazoa; Arthropoda; Insecta; Lepidoptera; Lycaenidae.
UUGAUGGUGUGUGUAAACGGCAUAGAGAUAAUCGACCAAUGACAGCUGAACUUUACUUAACAGCUGCUACUUUUCACCAAUUGCUAAACGCUUUAUAAGAAAGUAGCCAAUUGUAAUUAAGUCAAAUGUGACAUUUUUAUGCUAAGUAUCCAUUUCCUUUCUAAUGCAAUUUGUGAUUUUUGUUUUCGUCGUAGAAUAGGGGAAUGAAUACAAGAUGGCCUUUUUAAAAUUAUUUGGAAUAUUAUUAUGCCUUUCAAUUACAAUAAUUGCCUGUGAACAAUUGAAACACAAAACUAAACCCAAUGUUUUGCUUGUGCUAAUCGAUGACAUGCGACAUCUCGGAGAGGAAGAAGUAAACUUGAUUCAUUUAAAUAAUUUGGCGGGAAAAAGCAUUAAUUUCAGAAAUGCCUUUGCACAGCAAGCGUUAUGCGCGCCUAGCAGAAACUCAUUACUAACAGGGCGUAGGCCGGAUUCGUUACGCUUGUAUGACUUCUAUAGUUACUGGCGUGACUUCGUUGCAAACUAUAAAUCGUUGCCGCAAGUUUUUAAAGAGAAUGGCUACGAUACUUACGCAGUAGGUAAAGUUUUCCAUCCAGGAGAAAGUUCAAACUUCACAGAUGACUAUCCUUACAGCUGGACCGAGAGACCAUACCACCCAUCAUCAGAACGUUAUAAAAAUUACCCGGUUUGUUACGACAGACGUACUAAGAGCAUGCAAAAAAAUCUGAUUUGUCCUGUAGUAACCAAAAAUCAGCCCGAUAAAACUCUACCAGAUUUGGAAAUAUUGGAUAAUACAUUAAAAAUUCUGAACAAAAGAGAUAGUGAAAAGCCAUAUUUUCUAGCAGUUGGUCUCCACAAGCCUCAUAUUCCUUUGAAGUAUCCGAAGAAAUAUAAAGACAUGGUACCAAUACAAAAUGUUCAACCUCCAAGAUUCCCGUUCAAGCCAGAGAACUUGCCACUGGUAUCCUGGCAUCCAUGGACCGAUCUACGCAGCAGAGAUGACAUAAAGAGCCUCAAUAUUUCCUUUCCAUUAGGCACUAUGCCACAUAAAUGGACAAUUAAAAUCAGACAAAGCUAUUAUGCUGCUGCUCUGUACAUUGAUGGUCUUAUUGGAAAGUUGUUAAGUCAUAUAAAUUACUCUAAUACCAUUGUUGUAAUUACUAGCGAUCACGGUUGGUCACUAGGUGAAAACGGUCUUUGGGCUAAAUACAGCAAUUUCGACGUCGCGUUGAAGGUACCGCUUAUCUUCUAUGUACCAGGUAUGGUUCCUCAAACAAUGGAUCCACCAGUCGAGUUGAUAGACAUAUUUCCAACUCUGGUGGAACUUUCAGGAUUAGGAAUCAACAUACCUAAAUGUCGAAACACAAAUGACAGGAGUAUUCUGUGUUACGGUGGGAAAAGUUUAGUACCAUUGAUGAAAGGAAUCGAUAGUUCUGAUUAUUUCGCUAUCAGCCAGUAUCCUCGACCUAGCGUAUUCCCACAGCACGAUUCUGAUAAACCGAGGCUGAAAAACAUAAAAAUAAUGGGGUACAGUAUAAGAACGAAACAAUACAGGUACACCGAAUGGGUAAAUUUUAAUAGCACAACAUUUACAAUCGACUGGGAAUUAAUCUAUGGCGGUGAAUUGUACAAUCAUCACACAGAUCCUGAUGAAUCAAACAAUUUGUAUACAAAUAUACAUUAUGAACCCGUAAAAAAAUACUUGUCAGAGCUAUUACGAAAUAAUUACAGUACAUAAAGUGUUUAGUACUUAAUUCUUACUUCUUGGGAGUAAAUGGAACAUGGUUUCCACACUCAUGUUAUGCUAAUCAUCAAUUUUUAGUUAUUUGUGUUUCAUAGGCUAAAUGGCGAACCUUCGUUCCUUGGUCAUUUUUUUGAAAAAUAAUUAUUUUUUAAGACAUUUUGCAGUACGAAAUACGAAUGGAAAUGACAUAUUUUUCGUUCCUUG